Acomys russatus (golden spiny mouse) is the source of this 2276-nucleotide messenger RNA. Its product is annotated as basic proline-rich protein-like. The transcript is spliced from 7 exons. Lineage: Eukaryota; Metazoa; Chordata; Mammalia; Rodentia; Muridae. The annotation marks the transcript as partial. The record is from RefSeq and is a predicted model, not a curated record.
AUGUGUGUGUGCGUGCUUGUGUUGGAGCGGCGGCCCGUUUACUGUCCGGUGCCGGGACCGCGACCGGUCUGCCUGCCUGCCGUGCCGCCCGGUCCGUCUGCGGCGGGUGCAGCGUCGGCUCCCGCGGGCCGGCGGGCGGGCGGGUACGUGUGGAGCCUCGGCGGCCGUGUCUGCCCCGUCCGGCAUGCCUGCCCCGUGCGACAACCGCACAGCAAAGUGACAGGGAACGUCAAACACACCGGGGCCGUUCCUGUCUCCAGUCACGGCGCUCGGCAGGCAGGCAGGCGGGCAGGCGGGCAGGGGCUGGCGGGCAGGGGCGGGCGGGUCGCUGUGCAGCCCGCGGGUACGGAGCGAGCGAGGGAGCCCAGCACGGGGCAGGAGCAGAGAAACCAGCUCUCACGGAGGCGCCCCGGGCCCUCGCCGCUGCAGCCGGUUCCCGUCCCGCGUCCCGGUUCAGGGCCGCUGAGCUGUCAGACUCGUAGGGUUCCCGUGCACUUCAGUGCGCCUGCCCGGCCGGUCCCUCUGGGGACAUCUAGUGGCCAAGAGGCGGAACUGCACCUGCCGCGCCGGGACCUCCAGGCUCGCCCGCCCGCCCGCCCGCCCGCCCGCCCGGUCAGUCAGUCAGGCAGGCAGUCAGUGGGCCGGUGGUCAGCGGGCCAGCCGGUCAGCGGCUACGCUUCCCAAGUCGGGGCCGGCUCCUCACAGCUGUGCCCCGGCCUGCCGCCCUCUCUCUCCGCCCGCCGCCCGCCGCCGCCGCCCACAGCCGCCGCAGCUUCUGUCCCCCGGGCGAGCGGGCGAGCUCCCAAUAGACCCGCGUGUGCGUGUGCGAGCGGCGGCCCGCUUACUCACGGGUGCCGGGACCGCGACCCGGUCUGCCCGUCAGUCUGUCUGCCGUGCCGCCCGGGCCGCCCGUGUCGCGGGCGGCGUCUGCUCCCGUGCGGCGAUGCCGUGGCUGCGGCGGCGGCCGUGCCUGCCCCGGCCGGCGUGCCGCCCGCGAGCGAGGAGCCGCACGGCAAAGUGACACGCGUGGGCCGUCCCCGCCUCCCGUCCCGCGUCUGUCCCGGGUCAGGGCCUCCGAGCUGUCAGAUCCGUAGGGUCCCCGUCGACUCCAGCGCGCCUGCGCGGCCGGUCCCUCUGGCGGCAUCUCGUGGCCAGAAGGCGGAACUGCACCCGAUGCCGCCCCGGCCGGCCGCGGGACGUGCCGAUUGGCCGGCCGGGGAGGCUAUGGUAAUCUGUCCGGGGCCCUGCGGCCUCAUGGGAAAGUCACCCUCACGGAAAAGACGGUCGGUGGAAGAGGCCCGGGCCGGCCAGGAGCGCCAGCUGCGGCGGCUGCAGCGGGCUCCGCAUCCCGAGCCGGAGCCCGCCCGGGGCCCCACCGAGCCCGGCUCCCGCCGAGCCUCAGGCCCUCCGGAGCAGAGGGGCCCUCUCUGCCCGGGAGGCCCAGGGCGAGGCGGAGCCGGCGACGGCGGCGGCCCCGGGGGAGACAGCAGCCGCCAGGGCAGCAGGAGCCGCAUCCCGAAGCGGCGCCUGCGAGGCCGCCCCGGCCGCCUCCCGCCCCAAAUCCCGGGCCUCACGGGCAGAGAGGGCCCCUCUGCACCGGAGGCCAAGGGGGGUGAGCGGGAAGGCCGGCGGCGGGCCCCGGGGAGAGAGAGACCCCGCAGGAGCCGGCUACUCCCGAGCCGAGGCCUCCGCGGAGGCCCCUGGCCGUCACCCCUCCCGGGCUUCCCGGCCGCAGAGAGGGCCCUCUGCUCCGGGGAGGCCUGGGAGGGAGUGAUGCUCUCUGUUUACGUGACGUCACGUCCUGGAGACGCCCCGCCCCGUGACCCCUCGACGUCACGUCCGGGCGACCCCCCGACCCCUCGACGUCACGUCCGGGAGGGGCGGCGCUUCCCGGGGUCGAACCGGCCCCCUGACCCUGUGACGUCACAUCCGGGCGACCCCCGACCCCGAGACGGCUCCCGUGCGUGCGGCGGCGCGGCGGCGUCGUCACUUCCUGUUUCCUCCGGUUCCGCUCCGCCGGUGACCCGCCGCGACUUGACCGACCGACCGAGACCUGUGCCCAAGGGCGACAGGCAAGGCAGCUCACAGCGUGAGGACUCUGCUGAGAAAACACCUUCUCUGGGCCGGACAGAGCCUCCCGGUGGCCAAAAGGCGGAACUGCAGCCGCCGGCCAACAGCGCGUCCGUCCCUGUACAGCGUCCCCCGACCGCCCCGCCGGAAACGGCCGGAGCGGGGAACUUUGGUUCCGCCCUCACGGGGGUGCCGCCGACUCUCGG